AAGCCGACGGCCAUCCGCCAAUGGAGGAAAUGCACACAGGCAGUCCAGCAACAGACCCCCCCCUGGCGCCGGCCGGCCCAAACCCCGCCCCCAAGCCCAAGCCCCAGGUUCCGCAGUGUAAGGCGCUGUACGCCUACGAUGCCCAGGACACCGACGAGCUCAGCUUCAACGCUGACGACCUCAUCGAUAUCAUCAAGGAAGAUGCAUCUGGUUGGUGGACCGGGAGACUGCGUGGGAAACAGGGCCUGUUUCCUAACAACUACGUCACCAAGAUCUAACGCCAACCAAUGAGAAUCCUACCUCCACACGAGGACCAAUCGGAGACCAGCACAUGCUUCCUGACUCCUCCCUUUCCAGGAAGAGAGGAUGCACCCACCCAUCAGAGAGACCGAGAGGGAGAAGGGAGGACUGAGAGAGAGAAGAAGAGACAGAGCCUGCUCUCUUUUGCUAUAGACCCAGGAUGCAUCCUGUUGCCAUGGGCAACCCAGAGGAAGUGAUGGGUAAAGACUUUCUGGUUGAGGAGAUGGGAAAGAGUCCUGCAGACUUUUUCUCUCCAGGGCUCAACACGGACCCUGUGAGCACUGAACAAGAACAAACUAUUUAUUGUAUUUAUAGCUUUCUAUAUAUAUAUAUAUAUAUAUAUAAAUAUAUAUAUGCUGUAUAUUGUUUUCACCUGGCAACAAUAUUUAAGGUGAGUUCAUUUUGGACAGGUGAAGUAUUUGGUUAUAGGGAAAGAAGAUGAUUAUGAUAUUGUAUUUCUUAGUCUUUUUUUAGGGAAAAAUGGUAAUGAAUUGUGGCUUAAUGAAGUCUAGUACUGUCAACAUUUUAAAUGCCCUUUAUGUUGUAUCUGUCAUAUUUGUUUUAGCGGGGUUUUUUAGCUGCUAAAAUGGACUUGAAGUCCAGAAUCGCCCGUCGACCAGACCCUUGUUCAUGCCUGUUGUCACAAAUGAUGAAUUGGAAAAGGCUCCUUCACACUGCAUUGUACCAAUGCACUGAUAUUGAAUACAUUUCACCGUUUGUCAAAUUAGAGUAUUUGGAAUAUCUUUUGUUUUUAAUUAUUAUUAUUAUCAUUUUCAUUUUUAUUUGUUGCCCCUUUUUGCUGAUGACUAGCAGCCAGAUCACAAAGUUAACACUGGUAGUUUUGGGUGCUGCGGCGCACACAGAAGGCCGAGAGACGUGUGUGUGUGUGUGUGUGUGUGUGUGUGUGUCGCCAUCAAGCGCCUCCUUUGGUCUCUUGACGGGACCUCGGUGGUGAAGUGUGCACGGCAUCCUUGCUGAAUGAAGUGAAGGGCCUGUUCUGGCGACCGUGCUGAGUGUGUUGUGUGUGGAUGAAAAGCACUUUAUCAGUUUCGGAGCCUGGGGGUGUGUGUGGGGGGAGGGCGGGAGGGUGUAUUGGCCACUCCUUCCCCAAUUGGCCAAGCCCUUAGGCUCCUCCCCAUCUUUACCUGUUUGCCAAAGAAGUGCUAUUUACUGAAGGGAACUGACUGCAAGAAAAAAAAAGACAUCUAUUUUUGUUUACAAUAGAACUACAAUACAGGCAUUGUUUUUACUUCUGUAUCUCUUUGGCAUCUUAGGACGUACUUUUGCUCUGCUCUGAUCGCUAGAAUGAAGGAUUUUUUUCGUGUACUAUAAUCAAGUUAUUUUUCUGCUUUUUUUUUGGCUUUGCGGACAACUCUCAGGAGGCACAGGGUGUGUGUGGAGUGGUGUUUCGUUCAGAAGGGGUUGAUGUUUUGUUUGUUUUCGUUUUUGUUUGUUUCCUACUGCAGACGUUUUUCUGCUCAUUUUGACACCUGAGAACUUGAGAGCUGUUACAUGUUGUCCUUGUUUAUUUUUUUCCCCAAAUUAUUACACAGCGACAUGUCCCACAGUCAUCACACACACACACACACACACACACUCAUAUACAUACACACACACACACACACACACACACAAACAUUCCUCUGCAGUUUUUUAACAGCCUCCAUAUCAUCUUUGGUUUAACGGCGUGGCCAAAUCUGUUGCAUUGUAUGAUCGUUUCUGCCAGUGUUUUGGCAUGAAGGCAUUUUAGUGCAAUAGCAGGAAAAUAAUGGUUUAAAUGGUUCAUGUUUUUAAAUAAAGCUAAUGCUGUUCAUUUCUA
Molecule: messenger RNA, 2119 nt
Organism: Sardina pilchardus (European sardine)
Lineage: Eukaryota; Metazoa; Chordata; Actinopteri; Clupeiformes; Clupeidae
Product: unconventional myosin-Ie-like
Biological process (GO): membrane organization
Cellular component (GO): membrane
Molecular function (GO): protein binding
Source: RefSeq, a predicted model, not a curated record